Messenger RNA from Oncorhynchus mykiss (rainbow trout), 2001 nucleotides. RefSeq names its product retinaldehyde binding protein 1a (gene rlbp1a). Lineage: Eukaryota; Metazoa; Chordata; Actinopteri; Salmoniformes; Salmonidae. Gene Ontology annotation, cellular component: membrane. Gene Ontology annotation, molecular function: phosphatidylinositol bisphosphate binding. The record is from RefSeq and is a predicted model, not a curated record.
UUAAUCCAAUCACUCCUCUCUCACUCCGGCAUGCCUUAUCCUCUACCACCCGGUCUCUCUCGCUCAUUUUCUUACUCACUCCAUCCCUGCCUGUGCAGCAACCGGACCCCCAUCCCCAAGCGUCAGUGAAACUGCUGCAAGACCCUGUGACAAUGGCUGCUACCGGAACGUUCCGUAUGGUGUCGGAGGAGGAGCAGGCCAUGAGGUCCAAGCUGGAGCAUCUGACUGUGAAGGACCACGGGCCUGUGUUUGGACCCUGUCCCAAACUGCCUGUACACACAAUACAGAAGGCGAAGGAUGAACUCAAUGAGACGGAGGAAAGUCGAGUGUCAUCUCUGAAGGAGCUUAGGGCCAUGAUGAAAGAAAAGGCGGGAGAUGGGGAUGACCUGGCUAAGACGGUGCAGGAGCGCUUCGGGGACAAACCCGACUCCCUGCUGCUCCGCUUCAUCAGAGCCCGCAAGUUUGACGUUGCCAGAGCCCACGAGCUCCUGAAGGGUUAUGUGCGCUUUAGGAGGGACUACCCUGAGCUGUUUGAGAACCUAACCCCCGAGGCAGUCCGCAGCACCAUUGAGGCAGGCUACCCUGUGGUCCUGCCCAGCAGGGACAAGUACGGCCGUGUAGUGCUCCUCUUCAACAUCGAGAACUGGGACCUGGAGGAGGUCACCUUCGAUGAGACCCUGCGAGCAUACUGUGUGAUCCUGGAGAAGUUGUUGGAGAAUGAGGAGACCCAGAUCAAUGGUUUUGUACUGAUUGAGAACUUUAAGGGCUUCACCAUGCAGCACGCCUCUGGCAUCAAACCCACUGAGCUCAAGAAGAUGGUGGACAUGAUGCAGGACUCGUUCCCGGCCCGUUUCAAGGCAAUCCAUGUGACCCACCAGCCCUGGUACUUCACCACCACUUACAACGUGGUCAAACCAUUCAUGAAGAGCAAGCUGCUGGAGAGGGUCUUUGUUCACGGUGAUGAGUUGGAUGGCUACCUGAAUGAUUUUGACGCUGACAUCCUGCCUGCAGACUUCGACGGGAAAGCUCCCCUCACUGACUGCAAGGCCAUCGCUACUAAACUGUUUGGGUCCGAGGACACAGCGCUCUAACACCUUACUGUCACAUUAUGAAGCAAGGCUGGAUCAGUGAGGCAGAUCAGAGAGGCAGAAUAGGUGGGGUUGACAUUUCUACCAUGUUGCCUACAAGGGUAUUCAGUUCAAUCAGCUCUUCAAGUGGGCAUCAAGAUGAGUGUGUUGGGUUUAGUGGUUGAUUUGCGACUGGGCAAUAGGAACACAAGCGAGAAAGAAUAGGAAGGUUGAAUAGAGGACAUGGACAGUAAAGUACAUCAUAUGAAUUGUUUUUUACGGCACAGAAAAGUGUAGCUCCUCCAUAUACAGAAGUUAACUUUUGAAUAUGCACAGGGAACAAGACGGUCCCUACUGUAUGUAAGAGCACAGAGAAUGGCAUUUGGUGAUGAGAUGACCCAACAGCUUAUUACUGUAGUCUGAGGUGAAUUUGGUGUUCUUUGCCUUAAAGGUUACUUUCACUGUGACUUUACUAGAGGAGCCUAUUGCCUAGCCUGAGAUUGCUAAAAAAAUAAAACAUAUUAGAUAUGUAUAGAAUUUAGUAAUACAAGAAUGAUAAAAUAAUAUAUUUCAGUUAAGCUAGUUGGCUAUUAAGAAUAUAAUAGAUGGUCUAUGAACAAAUCAUAUGCAAAUAUGUACAUUCCUUAACAUAGUGCCAUUGCUUAACUCCCCUGUUCACAUUACAUUUUGUGUAUACCGAAGUGUCUAUAUACUAUGGGAACUCCUAUGGUGUGCUUAGCUAGGAUUGCAGAGAGAGUAUAGUAGACGGUUGAUGUCAAAAAGUGAUUGAUUUUCCUGUGUCAGAGUGUUUGACCUUUUAAGGACAUCCUGUCCGGAUGUUCUCAUGUUGUUUAGUGUGUGCUUAUGUAACUUGAUACUGCAGCUGUCUCUUUGAAGUAAAGCACGUUUGAAAUAAAAAGUAAUGGGCUGGUGA